Nanorana parkeri is the source of this 1807-nucleotide messenger RNA. RefSeq names its product sterol carrier protein 2 (gene SCP2). The transcript is spliced from 16 exons. The coding region runs from base 105 to 1715 and encodes 536 amino acids. Gene Ontology annotation, molecular function: acyltransferase activity, transferring groups other than amino-acyl groups. Lineage: Eukaryota; Metazoa; Chordata; Amphibia; Anura; Dicroglossidae. The record is from RefSeq and is a predicted model, not a curated record.
UUGCCUCUUUAAGAGCGCUGCAGACUUCGGAGUCUAGGUACAGGCAGUGAGUCCUGAUUGUUGUGCUGCUAGUUCGGGAAGAGAUCCGAUCAUCCGCGGCCAACAUGCGAUCCGUCCAGAGGAAGGUGUACGUGGUGGGAGUUGGCAUGACCAAGUUUCUGAAGCCUCGCGAUGCUGUCGACUAUCCAGAUAUGGCGAAGGAAGCUGGUGAGAGCGCUCUUGCUGAUGCGGGGAUUCCGUAUUCCCUGGUGGAACAGGCCUGCGUUGGCUAUGUCUAUGGCGACUCUGCCUGUGGACAGCGAGCGGUCUAUCACAGCCUGGGGCUCACAGGGAUCCCCAUCAUCAAUGUCAACAAUAACUGUUCCACUGGCUCCACCGCUCUUUUCAUGGCCAGGCAGCUGGUUCAAGGAGGUCUGGCAGACUGUGUUCUAGCCCUCGGUUUUGAGAAGAUGGAGCGGGGAUCUUUGAAGCCCAAGUUUGUUGACCGAACCAGUCCCAUGGAUAAGCAUGUGGAAGUUUUGGCGAGCAAAUAUGGCCUGGAGUCUGCUCCUUUGGCACCGCAGUUUUUUGGAAGAGCUGGUCUUGAACAUAUGGAGAAAUAUGGAACAAAGCCAGAACAUUUUGCUAAGAUUGCAUGGAAGAACCACAAGCAUUCAGCAAACAACCCGAACUCACAGUUUCAAGAUGAAUACAGCCUUGACGAGGUGAAACAAUCCCGGAAAGUCUUUGAUUAUCUUACAGUUCUUCAAUGCUGCCCAACUUCAGAUGGAGCAGCAGCUGCUAUUCUAGUUAGUGAGGACUUUGUUCACAAACACGGGUUGGAGGGCCAGGCAGUAGAGAUCCUGGCGCAGGAAAUGGUCACCGACACCUCCAGCACAUUUCAGGAGGACAGCUGCAUUAAACUGGUUGGCUAUGACAUGACUAAGACUGCAGCCGAGCGCUGUUAUCAGAAAGCUGGUGUGAGGCCGGAAGAUGUGAAUGUGAUUGAACUUCAUGAUUGCUUCUCUGCUAAUGAGCUGAUUACAUAUGAAGCACUGGGACUCUGUCCUCCAGGACAAGCUGGUGAAUUGAUUGACAGAGGAGACAACACGUAUGGAGGCCGGUGGGUCAUCAAUCCAAGCGGUGGAUUGAUCUCCAAGGGACAUCCUCUGGGAGCAACAGGCCUGGCUCAGUGUGCAGAACUGUGCUGGCAGCUCAGAGGUCAGGCCGGUAAAAGACAAGUUCCUGGAGCCAAACUAGCCUUACAACACAACAUCGGACUUGGGGGAGCCGUGGUGGUCACCUUAUACAAGAUGGGAUUCCAGGACGCAGAGCCCAGAUCUACCCGUAUCCAGCUGGCACCAACCAGCGCUGAGGAGGGAUUUAAAGCCGAUUUUGUGUUCAAGGAGAUUGAAAAGAAACUGCAGGAGGAGGGAGAGCAAUAUGUGAAAAAGAUUGGAGGAGUGUUUGCCUUCAAGGUAAAAGAUGGACCUGGAGGGAAGGAGGCCAAUUGGGUAGUUGAUGUGAAGAACGGAAGGGGAUCUGUGCACCCUGACUCAGAUAAAAAGGCGGAUUGCACAAUCACAAUGGCGGACUCUGACCUCCUGGCUCUGAUGACUGGAAAGAUAAAUCCUCAGACGGCUUUCUUCCAGGGCAAGCUGAAAAUCACCGGAAAUAUGGGACUGGCCAUGAAACUGCAGAGCCUGCAACUGCAGCCAGUGAAAGCCAAGCUUUAAAGUGAUAAUCCGCUACCAGACAAAUGUGAAUCACGCAGAUGAAGUCCAAUGGUAUCGAGAUGAUGAGAAAGACAUAUUGGGAUCAACGGCAA